Haemorhous mexicanus (house finch) is the source of this 3657-nucleotide messenger RNA. RefSeq names its product aryl hydrocarbon receptor-like. NCBI's taxonomy places the organism in Eukaryota, Metazoa, Chordata, Aves, Passeriformes, Fringillidae. Gene Ontology annotation, molecular function: protein binding; nuclear receptor activity; transcription cis-regulatory region binding. Gene Ontology annotation, biological process: regulation of transcription by RNA polymerase II. Gene Ontology annotation, cellular component: aryl hydrocarbon receptor complex; nucleus. The record is from RefSeq and is a predicted model, not a curated record.
AUGGCCGUGUCUGUUUAUGCCCCGCACGUUGUGCGGAGCAAAUACUACCGGGGCACUCCAAAAGUCACCUUUUUUGCUUCCUCCACUAGCAAGGCCACAGCUACAACAGCCUGCAAACACGUGGGCCAGCCUCUGCUGACCGGGUCCAAAAGCCGGGACAAGUACCCUACAGGCUUCCUGAUCCCCACCCAGUCUUGCUGGAGUGCUUGUGGCCUGUACGUGCUGAUCUCCUCUCUCCUACAGGCACUCAAUGGCUUUGUGCUGGUGGUGACAUCAGAAGGGCUGAUAUUUUACUCCUCACAUACAAUCCAGGACUAUCUGGGAUUCCAUCAGACAGAUGUCAUGCACCAGAGUGUCUUCGAGCUGAUCCACACCGAGGACCAGCCGGAGUUCAGGCGCAACCUCCGCUGGGCCCUGGACGCACCAGGUGCUCCUGGGGGUGAGCCCUCUCCAGCAGCAGGGAAGAGUCUUGGCUCUUCUGCUGUCACCUACAAGCCGGAUCAGCUGCCCUCAGAAAACUCCUCCUUCCUGGAGAGGAGCUUUGUGUGCCGCUUUCGCUGCCUCCUGGAUAAUUCCUCUGGCUUCCUGGCUUUGAACCUUCAAGGCAGGCUGAAAUUCCUUCAUGGGCAGAACGAAAGGUCUGAAGAUGGCUCUGUCCUGCCCCCCCAGCUCGCUCUGUUCGCCAUCUCCACGCCCCUGCAGCCGCCGUCCAUCCUGCAGAUCCGAACCAAGAACGUGAUCUUCAGGACCAAGCACAAGCUGGACUUCACCCCCUUGGCGUGUGAUGCCAAGGGGAAGAUUGUCCUGGGCUACACCGAGGCGGAGCUGCGGACGUGUGGCACGGGGUACCAGUUUGUCCAUGCUGCUGACAUGCUGUACUGUGCUGAGAACCAUGUCAGGAUGAUGAAGACGGGUGAGAGUGGGCUGACGGUGUUCCGGCUGCUGACCAAGGACAACCGCUGGAAGUGGGUGCAGGCCAACGCCCGUCUCGUCUGCAAGAACGGCAAACCCGAGUACGUCGUGGUCACACAGAGACCCCUCGUAGAUGAAGAAGGAGGAGAGCACCUUCGGAAGCGGUCCAUGCAUCUUCCCUUCACCUUUGCUACAGGAGAGGCACUUCUAUACCAAAGUACUCAAGCCCUCCCAGGCUUCCCUGACCUUUUCCAGAGCAAAGGAAAACUCAGCAAGUCUAAGAAGCCCUCCUGCAGCAACGUAGGGCGCUCCCAGAAGAAUGGCAUUGACCCCAGGUCUCUGCUGGCUGCUGUGAUGCAGCAGGACAAGGCGGUGUACACCUCCCACUCAGCUCCCAUUCCAAACCCUUCCUUCAGCAGCACUUUGCAGCUCAAGGGUGUGUCCAUACCAGGUGCAGGAGAGGAUGCCUGGAGUAUGGGCACAGCUCCAUCUUCUUCAAGGGGCAACAGCCUCCAAGAGAAGCUGCUGGAUUUGCAGCAGGAGGACCCUCUCCUGGCCACCGUGGACUUACUCUCAAUAAAGAGUGACCAGAGCUGUUCCAACGAGCUCUUCAGUGCUUUGGAGGGCCUGGGCUUGAAUGGUGAGGACCUGGAGCUCCUGCUGCAGGAUGAGAAAAUGGUGAUGGUCAGUACGGACCCAGAGCAGUCCCCAUCCCUGAAUAAAAGCCUGGCCAGCAACCAGAUUCUCUCCUAUGUCCCCAGGCCUCCAGUGAUGGGCCAUGAGGGAGGGCAGCAGGUCUGUCCCCUGCCAGACACGCCCCCCAGCCCGCAGCGAGGAGGCACUGCUCCGUGCCACAUGGAGAACAAGGACUCGGGCUGCCACCUGGCACAGCAUGCAGGGCAGCCCAGCACUGCCCUGGCCCAGCCCCCCCUGCUGCUGUGGGAGCAGCCACAGGGAGACUUGCAGGGAGACUUCUCAGUCAUGCAGCCCCUCCAAGAGGAUAUCCAGCAGUCCUUCUCCCUACCCAGCCAGUGCCAGGACCACGUGGCACCACCCAGCCAGCCCAAGCAGCAUCACCUGCUGAUGAACGGGGUGUGUGGCCCCUGGCCCAGCUCUUCUCCACAGCCCGGCCCAUGGCAGGACUGUGUGUGCCCUCUGCUGCGGGCUCCAACUCAGCCUGGCAUUCAUGGCCUCAGCAGAGAUGUGAACUCCCAGCCCCAGGGCUACCUGGGCCCCAGGCCUGGCCUGCCCCCACAGCAGUUUAACCUGGAUGGAUUAUGCAGUCUGGAUGCUGCUGGCACUGGGGACUCCUGGGAAGAGAUGGCUCCAUUCCCCAGGAUUUUUCCCCCUUUCUCCCAGCUCAUUCCUGAAAAGCAGCUCAGCUCUGUUCUUUCCGUGCCCCAGCACUCUUCCCCCAGCUCAGCUGCAGGGCGCUUUGGGAGCAUCAGCAGCCCUCUGGAGACACUGAAUUCCUAUGGGACACGUGGCUCUGCGCAGAGCCAGGAGGGCAGGCACAGGCCCCGCAGCCGCUGUGUUUUGCCCAGCUCUCCCAUGGGACUGCCCCAAGACCAUCCAGUGCUGGGGGGAAGCCUGGCACUGCCCUGCCAGCCUCAGCCCCGGGCAGAAGUGCUGCCAAAUCCCCCUCACACCUCCAGGGGAGACUUCUGUCUCUAGGAGAGACAGGAAUGGACAAAGGAGGACUUUUCCCUGGGGAAGGAGCUACCUUCAAGCUGCAGAAAACAAACCUUCCCCGCUGCUGUGCGCAUCGUGCCGGUGCUGUUGAUGCUGGUUGCUUUGGUUCACCUGGGGGUUUUUUCUCAACUUACCACCAUCCUGCUCCCUGUGCUGGGGUCCCUGGCGUGGGGAGGGACAGCAGCAGGCAGCAGGGCUGGAGGACAGAUUUCCCAGGGCGCUGGAGCAGGCUGAGCUGUGGUUGCAGGUCGCCCCAUGAGUGCAACCAACGCUUUCACCAAAGCUUUCACCAAAGCUUUUGAAACCAAAGCUUUGUAUUUCCAUGCAUGAUCCAGCAUGGAUACCAGUCUCAUGAAGGCCUGUACUAAAGAAAGACACAGAAAUGUUUUCACCUUUGGUAUUACAUUUCCUGCCAUCCCUGCCAGGAACCUGUGGCUGUGGCCGUAUUGUACAGAUAUUGCCUGUUUUAUAAGGAAAAUGAGCUCUGUGUGGUGUUCUUGUGCUGCUCUGGUCCUUCCCCACCCUAACUUUCCCUGUGUCCCAGGUGCUCCAAGUAUUUGGGAUCCAGGUUAGAGCUCCUGUAGCAAACACCCUGGGCUUUGCUGUACUGUACAAGACAUGCUGAGAUUGACUGCUAAGCUGGUUUUCUCUGGGUGCUGGCCUCUCAGGUACCCUCAGACUUCAAGUCUCAAAGUUUUCAGUUAAAAACCAGAAAUUUCAAUAAGAUAAAGAAAAUAAGUAGAAUGCUACUGAAUUGUAAGUACUGAGAGAGUGAUGUUUUCCCACAGAAAAAAACCCCACAGCCCAUAUGUGUGUGUGUGUAUAACAUGAGUUGACAGAUUUAUUUGUAUGCCACUCCAGUGGAAGGAAAAAACAACCUCUUACCAUCCCAAAGCAGCAUCCUGUGGCAUGGGAUGAAAAGGUUGUUUAAAGAUCAGGAAGACGGUGACCCUUUAAGAAACCUGACGAAGCUCAUCCCUCCUCCUGCUCGCCCAGCUUUGCAUUCAUGUGAAUUCCUCUUGGUAUUGUUUCAAUAAAUGGUUUUGGAGCUCC